This is a messenger RNA of Cryptomeria japonica (Japanese cedar), 759 nucleotides long. RefSeq lists its product as uncharacterized. The record is from RefSeq and is a predicted model, not a curated record. Gene Ontology annotation, molecular function: O-methyltransferase activity. Lineage: Eukaryota; Viridiplantae; Streptophyta; Pinopsida; Cupressales; Cupressaceae. The transcript has 2 exons. The coding region runs from base 1 to 759 and encodes 252 amino acids.
AUGACUCUUGCUGCUCUGUCCACGGCCUUUUCCUGCCUGAAAGCGGUGAUGAACAUGAAGAAGUUCCUUGCGACGGGUCAAGCAGGGGACGGCCGAGAGAAAGCUUUGCUCGACUAUGUCCUCAGAACGGCUGAAAAGGGUAAUCCUCUUUCUGUCCUGAAUGCGAUGGACACCUAUGCAAAGACCUCUAGCUGGCUCAUGAACAUUGGUGACGACAAGGGACCCAUUUUAGAUAAGGCCCUUCAGAAAUAUAAUCCACGGGCAGUUCUCGAGAUCGGGACAUUCUGCGGGUAUUCUGCUGUGAGGAUAGCUUCGCAGUUGCUCAAGGAGGGUAGUAAGCUUCUCAGUUUUGAGAUGAGCCCAGACAACAGCAACAUCGCCAGGCAAAUUAUCGAGCAUGCAGGGUUGUCGUCCAAGGUGGAUGUUGUGGAAGGAAAAUUCAAUGAGCAUCUCGACGUAGCCAAGCAAUUUCUGGAGGAGAUGAAUUCCCCUCAUUUCGAUUUCGUUUUCCUCGACCACUGGAAAGUCUACUAUAUGUCAGACUAUCUUCUGUUGAAGGAAAAUGCAAUGGUGGGAAAUGGCAGUGGAAUAUGUGCAGAUAAUAUGGGGGCCUUAGUAGGACCUGCUGAUUUCAGGAAAUACCUUAAAAAACAUGCAGAGGAACUUGAAACCUGUGAACACAAGAGCAAUGCAGAGUACCUUUCUUGGUUCCCAGACAGUGUGACUGUUUCUACUUUUAAGCUACCCACUCAAUUGUAA